Messenger RNA from Mytilus californianus (California mussel), 3258 nucleotides. RefSeq names its product angiopoietin-1 receptor-like. Lineage: Eukaryota; Metazoa; Mollusca; Bivalvia; Mytilida; Mytilidae. The coding region runs from base 201 to 2870 and encodes 889 amino acids. Gene Ontology annotation, cellular component: signaling receptor complex. Gene Ontology annotation, molecular function: transmembrane receptor protein tyrosine kinase activity; ATP binding; protein binding. The transcript has 22 exons. The record is from RefSeq and is a predicted model, not a curated record. Gene Ontology annotation, biological process: positive regulation of kinase activity; multicellular organism development; protein phosphorylation.
AAAAGUCUGAAGAGCGCAGUCAAUUUAUUCAAUUCUUAUAUGAAUAAGCUGCUUGUCAAAAUGUAGUGCAAGUUGUAGAAAAGACGGGUUUGCAAAGAGACAAAUCACUGACGAGCAAGAUCGUUGACGAAGGCGUAACUCGGUACAAAUAUUAUAUAUUGAUUCCACAAAGUCGAAACUUUCUACAUUCCAAAAUACAUAUGGCCUUUGUAUUCUUCGUGUUUAUUAUCAUACUUAAGUUUCCAUGGAAUUUGUGUGUAGAUUCUACGAGUUUUGUAAAUGACCAGUUCUAUUCACAGGAAAUACGAAAAGGAAGGUGUAUGGCAAGGUGUUUUGAACAGUUCGGACAAAAACCGACAGACAGUCUGCAAGACGAGCUGUACCAUGUUUACCAAGCUAAUGAUUGUAACAGUUUUGAAUGUAAAAAGUGUGCCAUGCCAUGCGGGAAUAUUACGUAUAUUGAACAAAGCAAAACGUGUGAGGAAGUAUGUCUGCUACAUGGAAUCAUCUGUAUGAGUAGCUGUGAAUUUGCAAUGACAACUGGGAAUUCUUCUGUGGUAUAUGAUUUUGAAAGUGGUGCACAUAUAGAUUCAGUUAGAUCGACAUGCCAACAUAUCGCAGUCAAAGGCACAGUGACUAUGUUCCUAUACUGGAACGUUCAGCUCAAAUAUCACACUGAUUUUGUUUUUGUUGUUUCUAUGAUUCGUGGGAAAUCUUCUAAGACAUGGAAAACUCUUGGACAGAUCAAACGUGCCGUAGUGCCCAUCCAUGGCCUGACAUUUGAAACUGAUUACAAGUUUAAAGUGACAGCCGUUAGUAAAAAUGGAAUUAUUGAAAACCCAAAAGUCGCAAACUGGAUCACGACUAUGAAAGCAACUGGCACUGUUAAGAGUCCAUCGGAAGUUCAGAUUGGCGAACAAAGAGUCCACAAUGGAAUGAUAAGUGCUUUAUUACAAUGGAAUUCUACGAAAGAUCCUCCGUGCUUUUACACACUCCACUUAAUGACAAACAAUCCACAGAACUCUGAACACAAAAGAUAUCAACUGAUGGCACCUCCAAUUUCAAAAUACUGGAUUAAUAAUUUGCACUUUGGAAGUAAUUAUACCUUACAUAUGAGCAGUUAUCCCAAUUCAGAUUUUACCGCCGGAAGUGCGGAGAUAGUAACAUGGUUCAUCACUGCUGAUUGUCUGCAAGCUACGAAUUAUAACUAUCAUCUGUGUGGUCCAGACGAACCUAGAAAUGUGACAGGUGACCUCAUAUUGAAUUCCGAUAAUACAUCAUCUUGUUCUGUUAAUGUAUCCUGGAUACCGCCUCCUCAUGCAGACGACUAUCCGGGAAUGUUUUCAUAUCUGAUUAAAUGGUACAAAAUAAUCCCAAUACACCUCAGCCAAUACAAAAAACCACAUCAAUCAUCUAUCCAGGUCAAAGGGAAUAUGAAUUGGGUUGAAGUACAGGAUAUUCAUUGGGAUCAUAACUAUAGUAUCAGCGUGCAGGCAAUAUCUACAAAAGGCCAAAGUAAACCAGUUAUACUCAUUGUAGCUCAUGAAGGUUGUCAGUGGACAGUUCCAUUAGAAUUGACAGAAGGUAAUCACACACAUUUGAAUUUAAUACUUGGAGGAUUAGUUGGUAUAUCCGUAAUCAUUAUAGCUCUGUCAUUGGGUAUUUAUCUUCGAAUAAAAUUACAACGACAACAGAAUGGCAAGACUAACGAAGGAAGAGGGGAGGAAAUGAAUCCUUUGUACCAUAAGGGUACUGACUCCAUUACACAAGUUGAUGACUGUUAUGAAAUAGACUUUUCAUCGCUGAUGCUACUAGAGGUAUUAGGAGAAGGCGCCUUCGGAAAAGUUUACAAAGCUAAAUUAAAUGACAAUAAACUUUCUAAAGAGAAAGAUUUUAUUGUAGCUGUGAAAAUGCUAAAAGAUUUUCAUGAUGUUCCUGAAAAGAAGAGUUUACUAAUGGAAAUAGAGUUUAUGAAACGGUUAGGAAGUCAUCCUCAUAUAGUUAGUUUUAUAGGAUGCUGUAAAAAAGACACCGUUUGUUUAUUGAUGGACUUUUGUAAAUUAGGAGAUCUACGUUCAUUUCUCUUACGUUAUCGUCAGAGUUUACAGACGGAUUAUAGAACAUUCCGACUUUCAUCCGACGACGAUAGUGGUAUGCAUUCUUCAGGGGGAAGUUCUACAUCAUCACAGUCACCAACAGAAUUACAGCAAGCUCGUUUACUGUCCUACGCCAGACAGAUUGUAUUAGCGAUGGAAUAUAUGGCAUCAAGGAAGUACAUUCACAGAGAUUUAGCCGCCAGAAAUAUACUAAUGUAUGAUGAAGAGCGGAUAAAAGUGUCUGAUUUUGGUCUGACACGAGAUAUUUACGAAAGAAAUCUUUAUCAACCUACCUCGGCAAGGAAACUCCCAUAUAAAUGGAUGGCGCUGGAAGCCAUCUUUGACCAAGUGUUUACAAUUAAGUCAGAUGUUUGGUCGUUUGGUAUAGUUUUAUGGGAGAUUGUUACUUUGGGAGGAAGUCCAUAUCCAGGAAUUCCGAACAAAGACUUGUUUAAAUUGCUCAAGGAAGGAUAUCGUAUGGAAAAACCUGAAAACUGCAGUUUGGAGGUAUACCAAUUAAUGUUGUCUGUGUGGCAUCCUAAUCCAUACUGCAGACCAUCAUUUACAGAAUUAAGAAGGAAGUUGGAAACAAUGUUGGAACAGACAAAACCAUACAUAAAUUUGUCUGUGUCUGUUUCUGAAGAUUACUAUGAAUUGUCUUCACAUAGUGACCAUUCUGACAGAGGAUCAUUAAAUACCAACGAACAUACAACUUAUGUUGAAAUGUCAGCUACAGACAAUGUACUAACCUACAAGACAUCGAUUAAUGGUUAAACAAAUAAAAACAACCGCCUGGUUCAAAUGGGAACGACAAAUUAAUCAACAAUGCAAUGAAAACGUACAGGUUGUGGUGUAAAAUAUAAAGGAUGAACAUUUGAGCAAGUGGACUGACUAUCGCAUAGACAAGAAAACAUUAAAAUGACUAUUGCUCAAUGUAUAUACCAUAAGACAAAAUAAGUGAAUCUCGAUUUGUAAAUUUCGUUUAUCUGGUAAAUCAUAGAGUAGCAUGUACAUUCGCACUUGAAGAAUAAAGAAAUGUAAGCGUACUUUCAUUCCGCCGUGUAUUUAUUCCGGGUAACUGUUUUUCACUAGAGAAUAUUAGAUGUAAAUACAUUUAGUGUGAAAGCGUCGAUCUUGAUAUCGUUGUUUUGUUUAUAUUAGA